AUGGCAGAGUCCUCCAAGGCGGUUAGUUUAACAGUUGAAGAGGAACAACCUGAAGCAAAGCCCCCUCACCAGGCUAUGUUUCUGGUCUUGACAUACCUUCCUGUGUACGAGCUUGUGCUCAUGUCACAGGUUUGCACAUCACUGAGGGAUGCAGUCAACCAUGACAUAUUACCGUGGUUGAAUGUUACUGUUGAAAGGCCUCUCAAUUGGCGACUCAAUGAUGAGAUUCUAUUGAAAGUCACCUCCAAGGCUAAUGGUAGGCUCAAAAUUCUCACUCUCAUCAACUGCAUGCACGUUACCGACGAGGGUCUCCAAAGGGUCGUGGAACAAAAUCCUCUCAUAAACAAGCUGCGUAUACCAGCAUGCUCAGGUAUAACCCCUGAAGGAGUUCUAAGAGCCGUGAAAACACUAUGCGAAAGAAGCAAUUGCUUGAAGACCUUAAGUAUAAACGGCAUUUACAACGUACAGAAGGAUCAUCUUGACAUGCUUAUGAUGAACCUGGGAAACAAUCAGCCAUUAGAGGAGCAGCAAAAGCAGCAGCCUGUCUACUAUCAUGAACGAGGUCGCUUUUCGGUAUUUAAGCAUGAAGAAAGGCAACGGCUUAUUGAUUUGGAGAUAUGUCCCAGGUGCUUUGAGGUGAGAAUGGUUUAUGAUUGCCCCAGAGAGCACUGCAUGAGGAGGGAUUGGCCACUAGCUCCAUGUAGGGGUUGCAAAUUUUGUAUUCCAAGGUGUGAAAACUGUGGUAGAUGCAUUGAAUCCGGAGAAGUGGAAGAGGGAGCUUGUGAAGAUAUAUUCUGCCUUGAAUGUUGGUUACAGCUACCCAAAUGCAGUUUCUGUAACAAACCAUACUGUAAGCAACAUACAAAUUGGUGGUGCACUUCCUCGGACUCUUCAUUGAUCUGUAAAGUUUGUGAUGAAAACUCUCACGGAUAUACGUAUACUGAUGUUCUAUAA
Messenger RNA from Sphenostylis stenocarpa, 954 nucleotides. NCBI's taxonomy places the organism in Eukaryota, Viridiplantae, Streptophyta, Magnoliopsida, Fabales, Fabaceae. The record is from the annotation of a GenBank genome assembly.